Rhizophagus irregularis DAOM 181602=DAOM 197198 is the source of this 1614-nucleotide messenger RNA. RefSeq lists its product as uncharacterized. NCBI's taxonomy places the organism in Eukaryota, Fungi, Glomeromycota, Glomeromycetes, Glomerales, Glomeraceae. The record is from RefSeq and is a predicted model, not a curated record.
AUGUCCAAAAACACUAAAAAAUUCCCAAUGUUCUCAAUGUUGCUUGAUGUCGAUUCCUAUGAUGUCCUUAUUAAAGAUAUUAAAUCAAACAAUUUGCACCAAGAAAUAUCGAAACAACUUAGAAUUAAAUACCUAUCAAAUUCUGCUCAGGAAUUAGAUGAAGUCGAAGGGAAAAUGUUUGUAGAUACCAGGGCCCCGAAGACCACUAUCUGUGAGGAGGUGCUCAGAUCGUUCAAUUUGACUAUCUCUGACGCAAAGAACCCCAUAAAAGUAACAUUAAAUAAAAGACCAACAAAGGUGGAAUUAUCACCUAGUGAAUCCAACUUCAAUGACUUAAAUCUCCUUGGUGCUGAUUUUCUGGACCUUUAUGAUGCCCAACUGUUUGCGGACUACGGUGAAAGUUAUUUCACUAUAAAAUUUAAAAACAUAACUAAUGAAAAGACAGUUACGAAUUAUACAGCCAAUACGACCGAUAUUAAUCCAAUUGUUUUUGCUGGGCCUAUUUUUAUUUUGCUAGUACUUAACCAACUUCCUCGCUCUAUUAAAAAUGAUAUAUGGCGACGUCUCACAACUCGGAAAUAUCCAUUGAAAGUUGAAGAGGCGAGUAGUAUUCAUCCGGUAGUGGAGGAACUGCUAAAUCGAGAGGUAGCCAACUACUUGAAGAAAAAGGAUCGUCAACGUCUGAAAACAACGGCAAAUUCAACACCAGGUGGGAAUGAUACUCUUAACAGGUUAGUUUUAUUCGAGCAGUCUCUUUCUGAACGAGAAAAAGAAAUGACUGACCGUGAAAAUCUGUUGCAUCAACGUGAAGAAGAAUAUACGAAGAAAUUGGAACAUGCGAAAUUAGAGAUUCAGAAAACAAUAACCAAUAAGAUUAAAAUGGAAAACAAUGUCUAUCUUAGUGCUGAAUCCCAACAAAAAAUUCUCUCUCUCUAUGAUUUAUUUACUUCUUUCGUGCCUAGUCAGGCACUUGAUAGCACUAUAGAACCAAAAACAUAUAGUAAUGCAUAUGAAAGAGAUAGUUGGUAUGAUUUACGAAGAGGUGUUGAGAAUGACCCAGAGAUUCGAAAAAAAUAUACAUUCCGAAAAAAUAGUGUUACUCAAGAGCUGUAUAUACCUUCUAGGAAUAGCCCAAGAAGUAAUAGGGAGUGGGAUAAAACAAUAGAAAAAAUCCACAUUUUUGCUAAGAGUAAAGGUUAUAGAGACUCUAGCGGAGCUACGAAAGGAAGAAAAUUAGACAAGGAAAGAUUUACUACUAUUCAUGUUCAUAAAAAAUUUAAUGUGCCUAAUUGGGGACGUGACAAAAGUCUUAUUACUCGUAACAUUCAGUUUAAUAAGCGUAAAGUUAUUACAAUUCAUUUUGAUUCUGAUUCUGAGGAUGAUUGUAAUGAAAAUACUGAAGAUAAUAAAAAAAACAUUCAAAAUAAUCUAAAUUUCAAAGAACUUGAAUAUAGAGGAAAAAACUUUGCUUUAAAGGAACGGAAAAUUGCUUUAAGGGAUAUAUUACCGCAAAUACAAAUGUCGAUAUUUUCACCGUCCGUUCCUGAAAACUGCACAAUAAAAGGUAUAGCUACAAGUAUCUGUUUGAAAGAACUUACAAAAACACAGCUUUAG